This is a messenger RNA of Pichia kudriavzevii, 942 nucleotides long. RefSeq lists its product as uncharacterized. The coding region runs from base 1 to 942 and encodes 313 amino acids. Gene Ontology annotation, biological process: protein localization to microtubule plus-end; spindle assembly; regulation of microtubule polymerization or depolymerization. The transcript has a single exon. Gene Ontology annotation, cellular component: cytoplasmic microtubule; microtubule plus-end; spindle midzone. Lineage: Eukaryota; Fungi; Ascomycota; Pichiomycetes; Pichiales; Pichiaceae. The record is from RefSeq and is a predicted model, not a curated record. Gene Ontology annotation, molecular function: microtubule plus-end binding.
AUGGCUAUUGUUGGAGCCUCCAAGUCGGAACUUUUGGACUGGAUUAACGCCUCUUUUGCUGUCAACUACACCAAAAUAGAGCAAUGUGGUACCGGCGCCAUUUAUUGUCUAAUCUUUGAUGCCCUCUAUCCAAACACAAUCAAUGUAUCCCGGGUUCAUAGGUCACCCCAAAGUGAAUUUCAAACCAUGUCUAAUUAUAAGUUGCUUCAACAAGGGUUUAAUAAGGCUAAAAUUACUAGGAAUAUCAAUGUGGAGAAACUGACAAAAUGUAGACUACAAGAUAAUCUAGAAUUUCUUCAAUGGUUCGGUAAGUUGUGGUGUGAUCAUCACAAAGACUUUUCCUUUUCCUCCUCUUCAUCGAGACAAUCCUCAAGACCUACAUCUAGAAGAACAACUAUAAAUACUCCUAAACAAUCCCUCGAAAGACCUCUUAGAUCCGAACGAUUAACAAAGCCAGAUAAGAAUGAACGUUCUGAGAGGGCAUUUCCAUCGACUUCGAGAAUUUCCGAACAAAACAACAAGAGUGUUCAAUAUGAGAAGGAGAUUCAGCUUUUGAGUUCUCAGUUGCAGGAUAUGACAAAUCUAAAGAAUGGAUUAGAAAUCGAGAGAAAUUUCUACUUUAACAAAUUGAGAGAUAUUGAAAUUCUUUGUCAAAAUAUAAGUCAGACUUCUAACAAAGAGAAUAUAUCAACGAUGCAAUUGAUCAGUGAUAUAAUGGAUAUUAUGUACACCACGGAAGACGGUUUUCUUUUACCAGAUGAAGAGGAAAACGAUGAUGUGGAAGGUCAAGAUAGUGAAUUACCCGAAUUAAGUCCUCAAAAUCAUGAUCGAAGUAAUGAAUUACUUGAUCAGGAUACAUUGGAUACAAUCCAAACAGAAAAGUCUUUAGUAACACCGAAUCAAACGCAAACUGAUCAUCUAUUCGAUGAUGAAACUUUUUAA